CAACCCCAAGCAUUUUCCCACUUGGGCACUCGUCUUCUUCGUUUUCUUCUUCUUCUUCCGAUUUCAUUUCAAUACUGUUCCUAAGUUUGAACAUGAUCGCUGGUAUGCCCUGCAUUUAAGUAAACGAAUUGGCGGUUAUCGAAUACUAAAUAUAUGGGGAUCGAAGAUAUUGAUUCUUCUAAAUUUUCAAACACUAAGCCGCAGAGUCAAGGGCUUGACAAAGAAAUGGACAAAGAUGGCCAAAAUUUAAGGGAACUCCCAGUAGAAUCAAUGCGAGAGGAACUAAUACAGAUGGCUGUUAAGUUCUUAUCACAUCCAAGCGUUAGUGGUUCUCCGAUCACCCAACGACGAUCUUUUCUUCAGAAGAAAGGCCUUACCGAUCAGGAGAUAGAUGAGGCCUUUCACCGUGUUCCUGAUGCAACUAUCGGACAAGGUCAUACCUUGAAUCAAGAUGCACAUUCCAAGUUGGUAGCAGAAGUUCAGCUGCAACCUACAGCGCAAUCCUUGCAACCUCCACCAGUCGCUUCUAACAGUGUGAUUUCCAGGCCACCUAUUGCAUUGCCUUACCGAUUUUACUGGUCACAUUUUCUUGUUGCCCUUGGGGUUCUUGCUGCCUCAGGUGUUGGAACAGUUGUGUUCGUCAAGAAAUUUAUUUUGCCUAGCUUGAAGAUUUGGAUUCUUAAGGCUGUUUUUGAAGAACAUGAUAAUGGUACAAGAAAAUCAGAAGGCUUGCAUGAAGCAACAGAAGCUGCCAAGGUAGCUGCGACUGCUGCUUCUGAUGUGACAAAAACAAUUCAAGCUAUGUUGAACUCUAACAAUGAAGAGAAGAGUUACUUUAAGGCACUAGCAAAGCAUCUUGACAUCCAAGCAGCAGAGAUAAAGUCAAUGAGUAAUGCAAUUUGGAAAUUGGAAGGUGCAAGGGAGGCUGCUCUCUCAUCAAAGAAACAUCAAGCUCAGCAUGCAUCAAAGAAUGUGAGGCCUUCAUCAGCUCCUGCUUCAGUGAGACCUUAUGUUGUUCAGCAUCCAGAGUCCUUCUUUGAGAACACAGUACAAAGACAAGAAACCCCUCCCGGUAGAAAAGAAAUCAAUGGUUCACAUCCAAACGUCACUCAGCCUCUACCAAAUCCUUGGUUGGCUCCAAGAAAAAAGCCAUGGGAGGUUGCUAAAGCCCAAAACAACUCUCAAGUACACAAUGAAGGCUCCAAGAUGCAAGUUUCUGGGUUUGCUUCUCAAUUGAACGGUGACAAUUCAGUCCCAUGGUGGCGUGGUAAUGUCAAAGUUACAAAAUUAGGAAGUGACAAUGCAAUGCGAAAUUGGCCGCCGAAUAAUUCCAGAAUCACAGAAUUAAAACCUGAAAAUAGGUCUGUGACAAGCUCUUAUAAUAGAAUGCAUGACAAUUGAAGCCAUUAUUCAAGACGGAAUGAUUGAUGACAGUCGCAUGCAGAUAGUUGAAUGUCUAAAGCAUUGAGUUGCUCAAGUUCUUCAAAUACUGGAGCUAGUGGGACGGAGAAGUCCAAAUGAUAUACAAGAAGAUAGAAAAUGAUAAUAUCAUGGUCCUUGGCGACAUUUUUGGUCACUGUGUUUUUAAUGGACCAGCCUGUUUUGUAAUCAGAAAAUUCUAUUUGCCAAUUUAUUCUAGUUUUAGCAACAAUCCUUCCCCUCCCCUGUUAUUUUUGUAUACUGCCGAAAUUUAUUUAAUAAAUUACUAUUCGUCCAA
Molecule: messenger RNA, 1717 nt
Organism: Jatropha curcas
Lineage: Eukaryota; Viridiplantae; Streptophyta; Magnoliopsida; Malpighiales; Euphorbiaceae
Product: peroxisomal membrane protein PEX14
Biological process (GO): protein import into peroxisome matrix, docking
Cellular component (GO): peroxisomal membrane; peroxisomal importomer complex
Molecular function (GO): signaling receptor binding
Source: RefSeq, a predicted model, not a curated record